CUUCCUCUUUCCUUGUGCCUGUAUCUGAGAGGAGCAGGGUGGCCAUCGGCUCCGAUCGCAAUCCGACUCCAUCCUCAUUGAAAGGCACCGCGUAUCGUCGCCAGAAUGACUGAGCAGAUGACUCUAAGAGGGACCCUGAAAGGCCACAAUGGCUGGGUUACCCAGAUUGCUACCACUCCGCAGUUUCCAGACAUGAUUCUCUCUGCAUCCAGAGAUAAAUCUAUCAUCAUGUGGAAGCUGACCCGGGAUGAGACCAACUACGGCAUCCCCCAGCGUGCUCUCCGCGGCCACUCCCACUUCGUCAGUGAUGUGGUCAUCUCCUCUGACGGUCAGUUUGCUCUGUCUGGAUCUUGGGAUGGAACGCUUCGACUUUGGGACCUGACUACAGGCACAACUACCCGACGCUUUGUCGGGCACACCAAGGAUGUCUUGAGUGUUGCCUUCUCUGCUGACAACCGCCAGAUUGUGUCAGGCUCUCGGGAUAAGACCAUCAAGCUGUGGAACACUCUGGGAGUCUGCAAGUACACAAUCCAGGAUGAAAGCCACACUGAAUGGGCUUCCUGCGUGCGCUUCUCUCCAAACAGCAGCAACCCCAUCAUCGUCUCUUGCGGCUGGGACAAGAUGGUUAAGGUCUGGAAUUUGGCUAACUGUAAGCUGAAGACUAACCACAUUGGACACACUGGCUAUCUGAACACAGUCACGGUCUCUCCCGAUGGCUCCCUGUGUGCCUCUGGUGGCAAGGAUGGUCAGGCAAUGCUGUGGGACCUGAAUGAAGGCAAGCACCUGUACACUUUGGAUGGUGGAGACACAAUCAACGCUCUGUGCUUCAGCCCCAACAGAUACUGGCUGUGUGCUGCUACUGGACCCAGCAUCAAGAUCUGGGACUUGGAAGGCAAGAUCAUCGUUGAUGAGCUGAGGCAGGAGGUGAUCAGCACCAGCAGCAAGGCUGAGCCCCCACAGUGCACAUCCCUGGCCUGGUCUGCAGAUGGUCAGACCCUGUUUGCUGGUUACACCGACAACCUGAUCAGAGUUUGGCAGGUCACCAUCGGCACACGAUAAUUGUUUUCUACGAAAAUGAAGAGAACUGUUGAACUGUUGGAGCUUUGAAUAAAAAUUUGAAAUUUG
Messenger RNA from Polyodon spathula (Mississippi paddlefish), 1125 nucleotides. Its product is annotated as receptor of activated protein C kinase 1. The transcript has 8 exons. Gene Ontology annotation, cellular component: nucleus; cytosol. Gene Ontology annotation, biological process: rescue of stalled cytosolic ribosome; positive regulation of protein phosphorylation. Gene Ontology annotation, molecular function: protein kinase C binding; translation regulator activity; ribosome binding. NCBI's taxonomy places the organism in Eukaryota, Metazoa, Chordata, Actinopteri, Acipenseriformes, Polyodontidae. The coding region runs from base 106 to 1059 and encodes 317 amino acids. The record is from RefSeq and is a predicted model, not a curated record.